AUGAAAUUGUUUUAUAAUGAUAAAGCUACUAAACUUUCAUCUCUAACACGAAUAUUUCAUAAAUUAUAUCAUACUAUAGGUCCAUUCAAUGUAUGGUUGAUUGGACUUUGUAUAUUAUGUUUAAUAUGUAUUACGUUAUUCUCAUUAAUCGAAUCUUGGACAAUAUUCUUCUAUCUUACAUUAGCACCUUAUCUGAUCAUAUUGACUUGGUCACUUCCAUUGACUCGUAUUGGCAGUUGGAAAGCAUUUACAUCUAUUAUUCAUCGUUUAUGUGGUAUUCUUUCUCUUUUAUUACCUAUGGGAUUGAUAAUAUAUAAUUCAUGGACGAAUGAACAUCCUCCAAGAUAUCUUUACUUUAUAGCUAUAUUAAGUGUUACUUUCAAUUGUAUAUUUGGUGCACUUCUUAUUCCUCAAAGAAUUCCAAGUUUUGAUAUACCAACAAUACGAGCAUUUGGUGUUGGUGUUACUCUUGGAUUAUCAUUUGUUGGAUGGUCAUUAGUAUGGUAUUUUGGUGCUCAAUCAUGGUUUGCUCCUUUUGGAUAUGUAUGUGCAAUCUAUAGUUUUAUUACAUGUCUUUUUGCUUGGAAUGAUUCUAUACAACAUAUUUAUACUAAUAUGACAAAUCCAUUUCCAUUCAAAUCUGUUCAUCCAAAAUUACAAGAAGUUACAGUAACACCUUCAUCAGCAGCUGUUGUUUUUACUGUUACAUUAACUGCUAUAUUUUCAUUGACAACAUUAUUGCAAUGGCAUUAUCUUUAUUGUGGAUCAAAUGGAAUGAUACUUCGUCAUGAAUUAUUUCCAUCUUAUACGAAAUAUUCAGCAUAUUUAGCUUUACUUGCUGCUGUUGCAAAUAAUUUUGGUACAUUUGCUGGAACUUUAGUUGUUCAACAGAAAGUAUCUUCAUUUUGGGGAGCUUUUUUUAAUGCUAUUGGACUUUUAAUACCUGUUGUUGGAAUAUUAAGCUUUCAAUUACGUGUACCACAUGAAAAUACUUUGUAUUCAAUUUUAUUAAAUAAAUGUUCUACUUAA
This is a messenger RNA of Rotaria sordida, 1029 nucleotides long. Lineage: Eukaryota; Metazoa; Rotifera; Eurotatoria; Philodinida; Philodinidae. The record is from the annotation of a GenBank genome assembly.